AUGAUUCCUUACUUACACCUCUCUAAGCUCAUAGCAACAAAAGGCCAUACCGUUUCCUUCAUCUCCACGCCUCGUAACAUCUCCCGUCUUCCCAAAACACCCUCCUCCUCCGACAACAACCUUUCCAUAAACUUUGUUUCCUUACCAUUACCUCUUGUCGACAACCUCCCGAACAACGCUGAGGCCAUCACUGAUGUCCCAGAGACUCACAUCGGUUACCUCAAGAAAGCCUUCGAUGGUCUUUCAAAACCUUUCUCAAAGUUCUUAGAAACUUCCAAACCGGACUGGAUAGUGUAUGACAUCUUGCACUAUUGGGUCCCUCCUAUCGCUGAGAAGCUCAGCGUGAGACGUGCCAUCUUCUGCACGUUCACUGCAUCUUCCAUCAUCAUCAUAAACGGACCAUCAUCGACAAUGAUACAAGGUCGUGAUCCACGCAAGACUGUGGAAGAUCUAAUCGCGCCUCCACCAUGGGUCCCGUUUGAGACCAACAUAGUUUACCGUCCCUUUGAGGCUAAGAGGAUCAUGGAGUAUCCAACGGCAGAACCGGAGUGGAUACAGUUGCUUAGUAAGAUCCAGGGAAAGCCUGUGAUUCCAAUAGCUUUACUUCCAGCUACAACAACGGAUGAUAUGGAAGAUGAUGAUGAUGAUGAUGAUAAGACAUGGCUAGAGAUUAGAGGAUGGUUAGAUAGACAGCGAGCUAAGUCUGUGGUUUAUGUAGCUUUAGGAACUGAAGUGACAGUUAGUGACAAAGAGAUCCAAGGUUUAGGUAAUGGGUUGGAGCUUUGCGGGUUACCUUUCUUUAGGACACUAAGGAAAGCUUCUGUGUUUCUUCCUGAUGAAUUUGAAGAGUGA
Eruca vesicaria subsp. sativa (arugula) is the source of this 852-nucleotide messenger RNA. Lineage: Eukaryota; Viridiplantae; Streptophyta; Magnoliopsida; Brassicales; Brassicaceae. The record is from the annotation of a GenBank genome assembly.